AUGCCAUUAUGAGGCGCGCUGUUUUGGUGUUCCUGAAGGGGGGAUGGUUGGAGAAUUCUGGCAACCCAGUGGAGAGUUUCAGCCGCACCACGCAGGUCUGAUUACACACACUCCGGCGUGUUGCAUCUGCGUUUGUAUCAGGGAUCGUGACCAGUCAUGGCUGAUGAGGGAUAUGUAGUGCGAAUCCGGGGACUUCCUUGGUCCUGUUCAGUGGAUGAAGUUCAGAGGUUUUUCUCAGACUGCAAAAUCCUAAACAAUGGAAGUGGCAUCCAUUUCACCUACACGAGAGAGGGGCGUCCCAGCGGAGAGGCAUUUGUUGAAUUUGAGACAGAAGAAGACCUGAAGAUUGCAGUGAAAAAGGACAGAGAAACGAUGGGUCACAGAUAUGUAGAAGUGUUUAAAUCAAACAAUGUGGAAAUGGACUGGGUCAUGAAGCACACUGGCCCAAACUGUCCAGAGACAGCUGGGGACGGGCUUGUGCGGCUUCGGGGCCUUCCCUUCGGGUGCAGCAAGGAGGAGAUUGUGCAGUUUUUCUCAGGGUUGGAAAUCGUGCCAAAUGGGAUAACAUUGCCGGUGGACAUCCAGGGGAGGAGUACGGGGGAGGCCUUCGUGCAGUUUGCUUCACAGGAUAUAGCUGAAAAGGCUCUAAAGAAACACAAGGAAAGAAUAGGGCACAGGUACAUUGAGAUCUUCAAGAGUAGCCGUGCUGAGGUGCGGACCCAUUACGAACCCCAGAGGAAGCCUAUGGGCAUGCAGAGACCCGGCCCCUAUGACCGGCCCUCUGGUGGACGCGGCUACAACAUGAUGGGCCGAGGGGGGUCCUAUGACAGAAUGCGCAGAGGAGGCUACGGAGGAGGUGGGUCCAAGUGGGACUGGAGAGCAGGUGUAUCGGAUGGACGGUAUGGCGAUGGCGGCUCUUCCUUUCAGAGCACAACAGGCCACUGUGUACAUAUGAGGGGCCUGCCAUACAGAGCCACAGAAACAGACAUCUACAAUUUCUUUUCACCUUUGAAUCCGGUGCGGGUCCAUAUUGAGAUCGGCCCAGAUGGCAGAGUCACCGGGGAGGCAGAUGUAGAGUUUGCAACCCACGAAGAUGCUGUAGCAGCCAUGUCCAAAGAUAAAGCUAACAUGCAGCACCGCUACGUGGAGCUGUUUUUGAACUCAACAGCAGGUGGCAGUAAUGGAGCAUACAGCAGCCAGAUGAUGGGGGGCAUGGGGAGCCAGUCAUCCUAUAGUGGAGGCCAGCUGAGCUCAGGGUACUCUGGUGGAUACAGCAGCCAAGGAAACAUGGGUGGCUACAGUGACUAUAUUAGGUAACCAGGGCGGAAUGGGAAGCAGUUACUAUGGCGGCGGUGGAGGAGGAAGCAGAGGCUCAAUGAAUGGACUGGGUGGGGGAUGGGGAAUGUAGUUUUUUCUUUUCCCUUUUAGUUUUUUUUUUCUUUUUUCUUUUUUUUUAACUCAGCAUUUUGCUGAAAGGACUGGAAAUGCAAGUCUCUCGUAAUAAUUCAGAUAGGGUCUGCUGGGGUUGUUUUGGGGGAAAACAAAGGGUAGGGUUUGUAUUAUUAUUGUUUUGUUUUGUUUUUUUAAGUGGGUGAUCUUCAGAGAGCAGUGAGAUCAUAUGUCGUCACAAUAAAUGUGUCAAAGUGCUGUUUGUCUUCCCCAUUCCUCACAGAUUUACAAAUAACAUAAACCGUGCUUUUGGUUUUUCUUUCCCUGGAAGCGUGUCGUUUUGUGUUACCGUUCUUUAAGCACGGUUAACUCAUCCUGUGCUGGUGGAUUUAACAAAACAUUUUAGUGUCAGAGUGCAUGAACAGAAACUGAAAAUGUCUGGUAUCUUCUAAUGUUUGGACCUUGUUUCACCUUCUACAUAGUGUUCAGCUUCUUUUUUAAAUUCCUGUACAAAAUGUUAAUCUGAGUUUGAGACUUAACAUGGUCAAAGCAUGUUUUGUUUUCUUAUGGUGUGACUGUUAGGGCUCUUUUUCUGUUCCUGGAUGAGGGCUAUACAGAGAGCAAGUGAAUUUCAAAUCUGCUACCAUGAAGGUUUCUACUGCUUCAGAUGCUGUUUGUAUUUCUUGUGCACAAAGUGAAUAAACUAGUCUGGAAUAACUAAUUGAAA
This is a messenger RNA of Oreochromis aureus, 2116 nucleotides long. RefSeq names its product heterogeneous nuclear ribonucleoprotein H1 (gene hnrnph1). Gene Ontology annotation, molecular function: RNA binding. Gene Ontology annotation, biological process: regulation of RNA splicing. Lineage: Eukaryota; Metazoa; Chordata; Actinopteri; Cichliformes; Cichlidae. The transcript has 11 exons. Gene Ontology annotation, cellular component: ribonucleoprotein complex; nucleoplasm. The coding region runs from base 157 to 1317 and encodes 386 amino acids. The record is from RefSeq and is a predicted model, not a curated record.